This is a messenger RNA of Phragmites australis (common reed), 1266 nucleotides long. Its product is annotated as mitochondrial carnitine/acylcarnitine carrier-like protein. The coding region runs from base 173 to 1123 and encodes 316 amino acids. The transcript is spliced from 3 exons. Lineage: Eukaryota; Viridiplantae; Streptophyta; Magnoliopsida; Poales; Poaceae. The record is from RefSeq and is a predicted model, not a curated record. Gene Ontology annotation, biological process: mitochondrial L-ornithine transmembrane transport. Gene Ontology annotation, molecular function: L-ornithine transmembrane transporter activity.
UUUUGUUUCUUUUCCUAGUGGCAUAUGUGCGCUGUAUUUUGGUAGUCCAAGUUGCCGCUUGGGUUGCUGUGGAGGAGCGUGCUGAGUCGUUGGCUGAGGAGGAGGAGAAGGAGAAGGUGGCCGUACCUGGCCUUCACCUCCACCGCAAAGCUCUGCUCCUCGCCUAACCCAAAUGGGUGACGUGGCCAAGGACCUGACGGCCGGCACGGUGGGUGGCGCGGCGCAGCUGGUGGUGGGCCACCCGUUCGACACCAUCAAGGUGAAGCUCCAGAGCCAGCCUACGCCGCCGCCCGGCCAGCCGCCCCGCUACGCCGGCGCCGUCGACGCCGUCAAGCAGACGCUGGCCGCCGAGGGGCCCCGGGGCCUGUACAAGGGCAUGGGCGCGCCCCUCGCCACCGUCGCCGCAUUCAACGCCGUCCUCUUCACCGUCAGGGGACAGAUGGAGGCCGUGCUGCGGUCCGAGCCCGGCUUGCCGCUCACCGUCGGCCAGCAGGUCGUUGCAGGCGCCGGCGCCGGGGUCGCCGUCUCGUUCCUGGCCUGUCCCACCGAACUCAUCAAGUGCAGGUUGCAAGCCCAGAGCGCCUUGGCGACCGCUGCCCCUGCUCCGGCCGCCGCUGCCGCCGGUGCAGGAGGCGCUGCUGCUGCCACCGUCGCCGCCCCUGCCGCGGCAGUGAAGUAUGGCGGCCCGAUCGACGUCGCGAAGCACGUGCUUAAAUCGGAAGGCGGCACGCGCGGCCUCUUCAAGGGUCUCGUCCCGACGCUGGGGCGCGAGGUCCCCGGCAACGCCAUCAUGUUCGGCGUGUACGAGGCGAUCAAGCAGCUCAUCGCCGGCGGGCAGGACACCUCCCAGCUCGGCCGUGGCUCGCUGAUCGUGGCCGGCGGCCUCGCCGGCGCCUCCUUCUGGGGCACCGUGUACCCGACCGACGUCGUCAAGAGCGUGCUCCAGGUGGACGACUACAAGAACCCCAAGUACUCCGGGUCCAUGGACGCAUUCAAGAAGAUCCUCGCCGCCGACGGCGUGAAGGGCCUGUACAAGGGAUUCGGCCCCGCCAUGGGGCGCAGCGUCCCGGCGAACGCUGCAUGCUUCUUGGCGUACGAGGUGACCAGGUCCGCGCUAGGGUGAUCGCUUGGUAGCUUGCUUGGACCGUUUCAGUUCGUUCUGAUUUUUCUUCCCCGCUUCAUAUCCAUGUCCUGACGACGACGACGACGAUCAUGCCAACAGUUAAAUUCUGUAAAAGAAAGUUUCUAUAUGAAAUUUGCAUUGUA